ACUGCGCGCAGGUGAGUCGAGGAGGAGGAGGAGGAGGAUGGCGAUGGCGAUGAUGAUGAUGUCAAGCGUGAUGCCGCGGUAAGCCAAGCCUCUUUUGGCGCAGGCUCCGUGGCUGGCUCUUCCCAAGGCAGGGCUUCAAGAGAGGGAGCGCAUCGGAGGCAGGUCCAGUCCGGAGACACCGAAGGAGAGAUACAGAUCGAGAGAGAGAGAAGAGAGAAGCCGGAGAGGCCCCCCAACCGCGGUUCUAACCCGAGACAAAGGCGCGGUGAGAGCCAUGCGAGCCCCGGGCUGCUGCUCCUCCUGCCUGGUGCCGGCGCUGCUCCUCCUGCUCAGCCUGGCUUCGGCCGACGGCGAAGGCAAGCCCGGCAAGGAAGGCGAGAGCCCCGGCAAUUUCAUGGAGGACGAGCAAUGGCUGUCUUCCAUCUCGCAGUACAGCGGCAAGAUCAAGCACUGGAACCGCUUCCGAGACAUGGAAACCGACCAGGAUGAGCGGGGAUUAGAAAAAGCUGCUGAAGGUAUUGAAGGUGAUAUCCAGACAAGCCAAAAAUGA
This is a messenger RNA of Anolis sagrei ordinatus, 550 nucleotides long. The record is from RefSeq and is a predicted model, not a curated record. Lineage: Eukaryota; Metazoa; Chordata; Lepidosauria; Squamata; Anolidae.